Messenger RNA from Paraglomus occultum, 163 nucleotides. Lineage: Eukaryota; Fungi; Glomeromycota; Glomeromycetes; Paraglomerales; Paraglomeraceae. The record is from the annotation of a GenBank genome assembly.
UGUGGUUGAGUUGAGAAAUGAGUCUAGCACGAAAGUUAGCAAAAAUUGGGAGGUGCUUGGCUUAAUUGUGGCUAUUGGCAAUUUACUAAGUAUGGUAAUAUUCACCACUUAUCUUCCAAAGCAAUUAAGCGAGCGGGGUAUUACUCGUGGUGCUUUUUGGUGA